GUUUUUCAGCGCUCCGUUGAAAUUUCAACGUGGGACAUCGAAAAGACGAUAGGCCGAGUCGUUCGAUUUGCGACUCCACGCCGAAUUGCUCGACGACAACCAGCACGGCUCUUGCAGACCUGUGAGCUGUUGGAGAUCGUCUUGCGCAGCUUCCAGGGAGCUUGGAUCUGCACUUUACGGGGCUGCUCUUGGCCAAUUGCUGGGGCUGCGAGACGUCGAGCGCAUACAAGAUCCUGCCCCCCACCACCGCCAAUGCUGGUCGACCACUUUGGGAAUUUAUACCUCGCAAUAUCGACUUCUUGAUCCUCGCAAACUCGAGGACAGCUUUCAAGAUGCUGCAGCCGAGGCUCUCCAUCGCUCCGGCGCUCAGCAGCCGCCAUCUUCUCGCAGCGUUCAACAAUCUCUCGCUGAGGGGUUAUGCCACCAAGGCAAAGACCACCAGCGAGCCGGUGGCCAGCACCGAGAGACGCUCGACUCAAUCCGUCAUGCUGCGCACCUACAAACCCAGGACACCCGGUGUUCGACAUUUACGGCGACCUAUAAACGACCAUCUCUGGAAGGGACGGCCGUUCCUCCCUCUGACAAUCCCGAAGAAGGGCCAGGGAAAAGGUGGACGAAACGUCUACGGCCGAAUUACCGUCAGACACCGAGGAGGCGGUGCUAAGAGGAGGAUACGGACGGUGGACUUUAUCAGAUGGCGUCCCGGGCCGCACCUGGUCGAACGGAUCGAAUAUGACCCUGGACGUAGUGCUCAUAUUGCUCUGGUCACGGAGCAGGCCACGGGGCAAAAGUCAUACAUCAUUGCCGCCGAUGGGCUGAGGGCCGGUGAUAUUGUUCACAGCUACCGUGCCGGUAUUCCACAGGAUCUGCUCGACAGUAUGGGUGGUGUCAUUGAUCCGGGUAUUCUUGCGGCCAAGACGGCCUUCCGAGGAAACUGCUUGCCGAUGCACAUGAUCCCGGUCGGAACGCAGGUGUUUUGUGUCGGCUCCGCAGCCAAGAGGGGCGCCGUCUUCUGCCGGAGUGCGGGUACUUCCGCCACCGUGGUGAACAAGAACGAAGAGACGAAAGAUGACGGCACCAAGAUCAUGACGGGCAAGUACGUCGAGAUCCGGCUUCAGAGCGGCGAGGUCCGCCGUGUGAGCAAGGACGCGUGUGCCACCAUUGGAGUUGCCAGCAAUAUCCACCACCAUUACCGGCAGCUUGGUAAGGCUGGUCGAAGCCGAUGGCUGAACAUUCGGCCUACCGUCCGUGGUGUGGCCAUGAACAAAGUUGAUCACCCUCACGGUGGUGGUCGAGGAAAGUCAAAGGGCAACCGUCAUCCUGUGACUCCUUGGGGCCGACCGACCAAGAGUGGUUACAAGACUCGCCGUGUGCACAAUGUCAACAAGUGGGUUGUGACGCCUCGGCCACGCAACCACGGCAAGCGGAGAGACAAGAGGUCGUCCAAGGAUUGAUCUUGAGACAGUCCAAUAGACAGUUUGAUGGAGGGAAAACGAUACGAAGCUAUGUAUAUGCGCCGGUAGCAAGCGUGAUGCAGCUCUGCGCAACUGUAUAUUAUGUGCUAUUAUUGACAUGCCUUGACGGCGAACAGCUUUGAUGAAGAUUCAUGUGCCGGCUAAGCACUGCCGGGACGGUAACA
Molecule: messenger RNA, 1639 nt
Organism: Trichoderma citrinoviride
Lineage: Eukaryota; Fungi; Ascomycota; Sordariomycetes; Hypocreales; Hypocreaceae
Product: ribosomal protein L2
Exons: 4
Coding region: 333-1454 (373 amino acids)
Biological process (GO): cytoplasmic translation
Cellular component (GO): ribosome; large ribosomal subunit
Molecular function (GO): transferase activity; structural constituent of ribosome; RNA binding
Source: RefSeq, a predicted model, not a curated record